Astyanax mexicanus (Mexican tetra) is the source of this 4336-nucleotide messenger RNA. RefSeq names its product BCAR3 adaptor protein, NSP family member (gene bcar3). Gene Ontology annotation, biological process: small GTPase-mediated signal transduction; positive regulation of peptidyl-serine phosphorylation. NCBI's taxonomy places the organism in Eukaryota, Metazoa, Chordata, Actinopteri, Characiformes, Acestrorhamphidae. The record is from RefSeq and is a predicted model, not a curated record. Bases 305 to 3145 code for a protein of 946 amino acids. Gene Ontology annotation, molecular function: phosphotyrosine residue binding; guanyl-nucleotide exchange factor activity. The transcript is spliced from 14 exons.
UGUAUCCUGCCAGCCUGAUGAGUGCACACACACACACACACACACACACACACACGCACACACACAGCGCUGCUGUGGAGGACAGUGGAGUGGAGAGCACAGUCUCUGCAGUGAGGGGAACCCGGCUGAUGUAGGACAGUUCUCCAGUACACUUCAGUAACUGAUUGGUUUGAUUAAUAUUGAUGCUGGAAGUGAAGCUGAGGACCUGCAGAUCUACAGAGCUCACCUGGAUUCAGCAGCAUCCUGAAUCCUGCAGAUCAGCACUGCUGAGGCUGAUUGAGGACAGUGCAGUGGUGGAUCCAGCAUGAAACAUCUGGCCAUCUCCAAAUGGCUGAACCAGCUGGGUCUGCAGCAGUACUGUACACUGUUUGACGAGGAGUAUGAUGGAGUGGAGGAUCUGCUGCACCUGACGGAGAUAGACCUGCUGGGUUUAGGAGUUCACAGUCGACUCCAUCGAAUCCACAUCCUCUCCAGCAUCCAGGUCCUGCGGGAGAGGGAGUCCAAGAGAGAAUUAAGGAUGAUGGCGGAGGGGAGGUUCGCCAGCCUGCCCAGGAACCUGCACAUGGGCCGGCAGUGCCCGCUCGCCUCCUCCAUGGACCUUCUGAGCUCCAGGCCUGCAGUGGCGGAGACGCCUCCUCCCGGAUACCACAGCGUCUCCAUCCACGGCACCAUGCCCCGGAAGAAGAGAGGGGGCGGGGCCGUCACCCGGCCGUGGGAGAUGUGCGGGUCUCUGCCGUACCCCGGCCGCGCCCGUCUGCCCUCGUCUCCUCGCAUACACAACGUCAUAGAGGAGCACCAGCCUUUCCACGCGCUCAGAGAGGACACCUCAGCUCACAGGGACGCUGGAGGGAUGGACCCGGCCAUGGAGUAUGUCAAGUUUUCCCGGGAAAAGUAUAUCAUGGAUGGAGCUCCGGAGAAGCUGCGCAGGGAGCUGGAGGAGGAACUCAAGCAGUGCGGAGAGGAACCACGGAGCCACGCCUGGUACCACGGCGCCAUCCCCAGACAGGUGGCUGAGAACCUGGUCCAGCGCGACGGAGACUUCCUGAUCCGAGACUCGCUCUCCAGCCCGGGGAACUACGUCCUGACCUGCCAGUGGAAGAACAGCCCCCAGCACUUCAAGAUCAACAAGCAGGUAGUGGCCAUGAACGAGGCGUACUCGCGGGUGCAGUUCCUGUUCGAGAAGGAGGGCUUCGACAGCGUUCCCGCGCUGGUCAGGUACUACGUCGGCAAUCGGCAGCCCGUCUCCGAGGUGGUGGGGGCCAUCAUCUUCCAGCCCAUCAACCGGGCCCUGCCGCUGCGGUGCCUGGAGGAGAAGUACGGCGUGGGCUCCAUACGAGUGGAGGCCGGCCACCGAGAGAGGAAGAACCAGAGCUCCAAGCGUCUGAGCCUGAACAUCAUGAACGGACACGUUCCAGAUCACACCCUCGGCCGUGGGAACCUCCUCAGCACCAAAGACAAGUGUGGGAGUCAGCCGGCGUGUCUGAACCACGUCCAGGAGCGGAGAGGAGCGCUGAAGACCCAUCAGUCCGAGAGCUUUCUUCCGCUGGGCUCCAGACCGCAGGCUCCAGCCCACCAUAUGGAGACACGGUCCUGCUCCAAGUCUCCAGUGUUCAGGACUGGCAGCGAGCCUGCCCUCAGCCCCACGGUUCCUCGCAGGAUGGCCUUCGAGACCCAGCCGGGUGAAGCCAUCCGGGGCUCUGACAGCCAACUGUGCCCCAAGCCGCCCCCUAAACCCAGCAAAGUGCCCUCUUCGAGGAUUCCUCGCUCUCCACGCCUGCAGCCCCUCGCUCCCCAAGCUCCCCAGGUACCUCCGGUCCCUCCGGUGAAGCCCCAGAAGCAGCGACCUUCCCCCAAUCAGCAUCAGCACCAGCAUCACCAGCAGUCAACCACCCUGACCAGCCCAGAGCUGAGCUACUGUGAACUGAGCCCCUGCAGCCCAGCCGAAUGGACUGCCAUGGAAAAGAUCAGCUGCCUUCAGGUCAACGCUAACAACGGCUACGUAGAACGAUUGAAGACGGACAACGAGGAGCAAUGGAGGAAUGGUGGGAUCACCAAACUGGACCGCAGCUCCUACCACCACGCUAUCGAGGCCCUGGAGGACGGCAGCGAGGAAGAAGACGAGGCGGAGGACAGAGAAGACAGACUGCUGGACAUAGAGACGGUGGAAAAAGAGCAGCUGAAAGGAUACCGGAGACCUGUGUUUGAAACCGUUUCCGCGUUUAAACCAGCAGAAACUGACUUCAGGCUUCUUCCGUCAGAGAAUAAACCCCUGGAGAUGUCUGUGCUGAAGAAAGCCAAAGAACUGCUGGUCAGUCAGGACCCCAAGACCAUCGCCAAGCACAUGCUGAGAGCGGACUGCGAGGUUGCCAGGACUCUGAACGUUUCUGAGGAGAUGAAAGCUCAGAUGGGUGUGACCUCUGGACUGGAGCUGGUGACCCUUCCUCAUGGAAGGCAACUCCGUCAGGAUCUCUUGGAAAGGCAUAACACCAUGGCGAUCGGUGUAGCCGUGGAUAUUCUGGGAUGUACGGGCAGCCUGGAGGAGCGAGCGGCCACACUGAACCGGAUCAUACUGGUGGCCCUGGAGCUGAAAGACUCUAUGGGGGAUCUUUAUGCCUUUUCCUCCAUAAUGAAAGCUCUGGACAUGCCUCAGAUCACACGCCUGGAUCACACGUGGACCACGUUACGCAGGAAGUACACGCAGACCGCCAUCAUUUACGAGAAAUCGCUCAAGCCCUUCUAUAAAGGCCUGUAUGAAGGCAGUGCAGAGGUUCCUCUCAGCAGUGCCACUGUGCCCCUGCUGAUGCCCCUCCUCACCCUGAUGGAAAGACCUGCAGUCGCCUUCGAGGGCAUGGAGCUGUGGGAAAGCAGCGACCAGGGCUGUGAGAUCAUGCUGCGCCACCUGGAGGAGGCCCGGGCUGUUGCACGAAACGCUGACACUUACUCCUACAACGCUCAGCGGGUCCUGCAGGAUUUCCGUCCAAACGAGGACAUGUUGGAGAUCCUGAAGACGGAUUUCCAACUGCGGCUGCUGUGGGGAAGCAGAGGAGCUGCUGUGAAUCAGAUGGAGCGAUACGACAAGUUCAAACUCAUCCUUACAGCACUUUCCAGAAAAUUAGAACCACCCGUCAAACACACUGAACUCUGAGCUGAGAGAGAUGCUUUCCUCGAAAAAUCUCCUGAACCUCAACCACGGACUGGACAAGGUGGUGUGGACAUUAAAAAAAAAAAAGAGGACAUGCAUUUUUUUUGUCUCCUCAAAAGGACGAUGCAAAACCACAUACUGCACACAUUUACAGAGGCGUGGCUGUGGUGGAAGAAGAAGAGGGUACUGGAGUAAAGACGAACUUUCAGGACUGCUUUGUGGUUUUGAGGACCUUCCAGAAUCACAAAGGUUAUCUGUCUAUAAAGACUUGACGCAUUUCUGUACACACCUUAUAUUUGAAAUAUACAGGGGUUGGACAAUGAAACUGAAACACCUGUCAUUUUAGUGUGGGAGGUUUCAUCAUGGUUAAAUUGGAGCAGCCUGGUGGCCAAUCUUAAUUAAUUGCACAUUAUUGCACCAGUAAGAGCGUGAAGAGUGUGAAGGUUCAAUUAGCAGGGUAAGAGCACAGUUCUGCUCUAAAUAUUGCAAUACACACAACAUUAUGGGUGACAUACCAGAGUUCAAAAGAGGACAAAUUGUUGGUGCACGUCUUGCUGGAGCAUCUGUGACCAAGACAGCAAGUCUUUGUGAUGCAUCAAGAGCCACGGUAUCCAGGGUAAUGUCAGCAUGUCACCACCGAGAAGGACCGACCACAUCCAACAGGAUUAACUGUGGACGCCGUAAGAGGAAGCUGUCUGAAAGGGAUGUUCGGGUGCUAACCCGGAUUGUAUCCAAAAAACUUAAAACCACGGCUGAUCAAAUCACGGCAGAAUUCAAUGUGCACCUCAACUCUCCUGUUUCCAUCAGAACUGUCCGUCACCACAAUCAAUUAUUGUGGUCUAAAACUAGGGGUUUCAGGUUCAUUGUCCAACCCCUGUAAGCACUCUUCUGAGGAACGCUACUCUCAGGAUAAGAUGGUGUGUGUGUGUCUGUGUGUGUGUCCUGCAGUGUGGAUCUCAGAGACGUUACUGAUCACAUGAACGAUGAGAUGAAGUAUUUAUAAUAAAAAAGAGAAGUGAGGGCUGGAUGAUGAGGACUAUGAUGUCGAUGAUAUGGUUGAAAAGGAUGAAGGCACAUGAAGGGUUUUUUUUUUCGUCGGGGACUAUGAGAAGUACAGUACUAAAGUACGGUUGUGAAGGGCAUUCUGAAAGUGUUCUGGAUAUAAAUGUAUAUAAAUUUACAUAUAUACACACA